Labeo rohita (rohu) is the source of this 927-nucleotide messenger RNA. Its product is annotated as odorant receptor 131-2-like. The transcript has a single exon. Gene Ontology annotation, biological process: G protein-coupled receptor signaling pathway. Gene Ontology annotation, cellular component: membrane. Gene Ontology annotation, molecular function: G protein-coupled receptor activity. The record is from RefSeq and is a predicted model, not a curated record. NCBI's taxonomy places the organism in Eukaryota, Metazoa, Chordata, Actinopteri, Cypriniformes, Cyprinidae. Bases 1 to 927 code for a protein of 308 amino acids.
AUGAACAUUUCAGAGUUUAUCAACCGACAAGAAUUUUUUGAGGAAGCCUUUUUCAAAAACUUCAUUGUGGUCUUAUUUGGUAUAAUUAUCAGUUGUAUCAACAGUUCCCUGGUUUAUACUUUCUUCAAGAAUCCUGUCUUAGCUCAGGAGCCCCGCUAUAUCCUCUACAUGCAGCUGAUCAUCAAUGACAUCAUUACAUUAUCUGUCAGUGUGAUUUUGUUUAUGUUUGUUUACUUACUGCCAAAAAUAAAUGUUGCUAUCUGCUGCGUUUUCAUCUUCAUUGGAAGCAGUGUCUACAAGAACACACCACUAAACCUGGCCGGCAUGGCUAUUGAGCGCUUUGUGGCCGUCUGCUACCCUCUACAUCAUGCACGGAUAUGCACCGUACAAAAUACCAAAAUUCUGAUCGGCAUCAUCUGGCUGGUGGGAGCCGUGCCUGCCGUGGUGGACCUGCUUGUGGUCAUAAUUCUUCGUCCACUCUCCUUUUUCACUUCUAGCCGCAAAUGUUACCACCGGAAUGUGUUUGAUUUUGAAUACAAUAUAAUAAGUCAUGCUGUCUUUAACAUUGGCUACAUGUGCUUAGUGUGGGUGCUGCUCUUCUACACUUACUUCAAAGUGCUGUUUUCUGCUAAAGCAGCUGCUUCAGAACCAGCUCAAGCACAGAAGGCCAGGAGAACCAUUUUACUACAUGGAGUCCAGUUACUGCUCUGUACAUUGUCCCUGUUUACAGCUGUCCUGGAUGGGGCCUUAACGUCUUUCUUUCCUUACUAUAGGUCUAUAAUCUACUUUUGCACCUUCCUUCUCACCAGCAUUUUACCACGUCUGUUGAGCCCACUCAUAUAUGGCAUGAGGGAUCAAAAGUUUAAAAAAUACAUGAAGAGUUCACUUAUGUGUGGCUACAAGAGAGCCAUUGACCCUUCUGAUUAG